GGUUGUAUGCAUAAUGUUACAAUUCAUAUUUACUCUCACAUUUGAAAACGUUUUAUUUGUAUUUUUUCAGAGUUUUAACUAUGAUAGUGUAUGUUGUAUAACUAAGAUACAUAUUUGACAAACAACAAACACAGAUAUAAUGUAAAUCUUUCUUGCUAAUGUCAGCUAGCUAGCGACAGCUAACGUGAACAUGGUUAGCAAGCAAAACCAAUGUUUGUUUUUGUUAUCUCUGCUGAUGUUUGGGUGACAAAACGUUAGAUAAAGUUAGCCAACUAUGCCAGAUGAUUGAUUUAUUCUUAGCUUAAUUUUGGGUGUAUGUCUAUAUCUGUAUAUUGAAUUGACAUUGAGUAUUUCGUUACAAGUUUCUUGACUAGGCUAAUGUAAGCUGUGAAAGUUUAGAAUAUCGAAUUAUAGCUAGCUAGCUAUAAUCAAACCAGCUAUUCUAACUAGCCGUGGUAACAUAAUCCCUAAUACAGGGUUAGUUGCCAACAAAUUCAAUCAAGAAAUGGCCACACAACAAAGUGCGUGUGCUGCUAAUGCUUUUGGCCUUGAAUGUAGUUUGAACAGUUACAGAAAUUACUGGCGUAACCAGCGUUUAUCUGACAUCUUUGAUGUCUCCUAGCUAGCUAGCCAGCUAAAUGUGUCUGUCUAGACUAGCUACUGGCCACCUUUUAGCUAAGUUGGCUAGCAUUGUAACUACCUAGCAAUCGUCCAGGGGAUAAAUAUUGCAACUUCGAGCUUAAUCUAUUCUGGCAGUCAUAGUUCAUGUAACGAAUUGAACUGCCGAGCUAAGCCAAACGUUAAGUUUAGCAGUUCACGGCAGUUGGUUAAGUUAAUGAUAGCCGUCAAAUCCUAAUUUGGCUAUCUAGCUAACGUUAACAUUUUCAUGUCAUUUCAUGUUAUUUGUUUCUAGCUAACCCUGUGUUUAUGACUACUUGUUCCUUAACCUAAUGUUAUCUGAACACGUUCACAAAUGUAUCCAGAUCAACGCCCCAAUGACCACAUAACCAUAUUUAUUAUGAAGACUAGCAAUAUAUUUUCUUGCAUAUACAGUUAACGGAAGAGCACUACCGUUAACCGAUAUGACGCGGUUAGCGCAGCAAGCUAACUUUUUUGACACGUAAGGCCACACUCUUUAAUUAGCCUGGUCCCAAGAUAGUAGCGUAAGUUUGUUGGCCUAUAUAGUAAUGGUCUCAGCAUUGGUCGAGUGGCUAACUUGCAGUAAAGGCCUUUUAAACUAAUCAACUAUUUUCUCUCCUCUUUUUUCUCGUGCUGGAGGUCUGUGAGGCCCAAAUAUCUCCUUAAUGUCCUCUCCCCCUCACACUGGCCAGUUUGGCUGCAUCUAUGAGCUCCCAUCCGCAUACCACUGCGGCAGACAGCAGCCCUGUCAGCUCCCUGGAUUCUCCCCUCUCUGUUACAAGUUCAUCACUUGGCUCACCCUGUGGUCCAGCAACACCUUCAUCGAGUUGUGGACCAAUAAGUAACCCAGAGAUAAACUCUUCAGUGAGCAUCUCAGGGCUGCAUGCAGUCAGCAGCUCUGAUGAUGUUAAGCCUCCAUAUGGCCUGAAGUCGUUGUCAGCCCACAGCCCUGGGCCUAUGCUAUCCCAGAAGCGCAUGUGCGCCAUCUGUGGGGACCGAUCUUCAGGCAAACACUAUGGGGUGCACAGCUGUGAGGGAUGUAAGGGCUUUUUCAAGCGCACCGUGCGAAAGGACCUGAGCUACACCUGCCGGGACCAGAAGGAUUGUGUGGUAGACAAGCGCCAGCGCAACCGCUGCCAGUAUUGCCGCUACCAGAAGUGCCUGGCCACGGGCAUGAGAAGAGAAGCGGUGCAGGAGGAAAGGCAGCGCAGUAGGGAGCGUGAGGGGGAACUCGAGUACAGUCGCGCCGUCAACGAGGAGAUGCCGGUAGAACAGAUCUUAGAGGCCGAGAUGGCGGCAGAGCGCAAGACGGCUCUUACCGAUGGCUCAGGUACCGGCUCGGCCAGCGAUCCCGUCACCAACAUCUGCCAUGCUGCAGACAAGCAGCUCUAUGCCCUAGUGGAGUGGGCCAAGAGGGUCCCCCACUUCUCCGACCUCCCUCUGGACGACCAGGUCAUCCUGCUGCGAGCAGGAUGGAAUGAGCUUCUGAUUGCUUCCUUCUCUCAUCGCUCUGUGGGGGUGAAAGAUGGAAUUCUGUUGGCUACUGAUCUGCAUGUGUCCAGAGAGACUGCUCACACUGCGGGGGUGGAAACCAUCUUUGACAGGGAGAGUGCCCACAGUGCUGAAGUGGGAGCCAUACUUGACCGUGUGUUGACCGAGUUGGUCAGUAAGAUGAGAGAUAUGCAGAUGGACAAAACUGAGCUCGGCUGUCUCCGGGCAAUCGUCCUCUUUAACCCAGAUGCUAAAGGCCUGACCAGCACGAGCGAGGUGGAGCUCCUCAGGGAGAGGGUGUACGCAUCACUAGAGGCCUACUGCAAGCAGAAAUACCCUGAGGCACAGGGCAGGUUUGCCAAGCUGCUGCUGAGACUGCCUGCCCUGCGCUCCAUCGGCCUGAAGUGUCUGGAGCACCUGUUUUUCUUUAAGCUCAUCGGGGACACCCCUAUUGAAACUUUCCUCAUGGAGAUGCUGGAGGCCCCCCACCGGCUCACAUAAGAGAGAGGCGGGAGCACCGGGGUUGCUCUGGGCCUGGACCUGUCCGAGCCUCUGGAAUUCACUGUGACUAUUUUCCCGGGGGAAUUCAUCGAUUUUGUAAGACUUUUGGCUGGGGUUUGCUCUUCCCUCCCUUUAUCUCAUUUCUCUUCUCUUCUCUUCUCUCUCUCUCUAUCUUUUUUUUUUUUGUUUUUUUUUGCCAUCCCAAGCACGCCCCAGUUCAGAGCCUCAGAUCUCGAUCCCAGGAUGUGCUGGUGCUAUAUUUUAAUUGUGAGUUGUUGAGUUGAAAUGCAUUUUUAAGAUGGGGGAAUCCGAAGGGGUUCUCUCCUACCCACUAAUAUAAGCUCAAAUUUGGGUUUACAUUUUUAUAGAACCAUGUUGAAGAUAAUGAUGCUUUAAUCUUCUGUGAGAAAAAGCUCCUCUGUGUUUGGAGAGAGCCACACACUACAUGUGACUCAACAGAGGCUGGUGCUCUGCUCCUGUUGAGCUGCACGAACACAAACACACACAAUCAAAGAGCUACACGCACAGCCUAACCCAUGUUCAUAGAAAAA
This is a messenger RNA of Clupea harengus (Atlantic herring), 3182 nucleotides long. Its product is annotated as retinoic acid receptor RXR-beta-A-like. The transcript has 10 exons. Lineage: Eukaryota; Metazoa; Chordata; Actinopteri; Clupeiformes; Clupeidae. Bases 1345 to 2631 code for a protein of 428 amino acids. Gene Ontology annotation, molecular function: zinc ion binding; nuclear steroid receptor activity; sequence-specific DNA binding. Gene Ontology annotation, cellular component: nucleus. Gene Ontology annotation, biological process: regulation of DNA-templated transcription. The record is from RefSeq and is a predicted model, not a curated record.